GACUCGCGGCUAUAAAAGCCUAACCCUAGGCGUGGCUGCCGUUCAACCUCCCGACCCGUUGCUGCCCUCUUCAUUCGCUCGCUCCCCUCCUCGCCGCGCCGCCAUCUAGGGUUUCGUCUUCUCCUCCGCCGCCGACCGCCAUGGCUCGCCGCAGCUCAGCAAGGUCUCGCCCUGCACCACGUGCUGCUCCCGUGAGGAACCCUCCGCAGCCAGCAAGGCAGGCUCCUCCUCCAGCUCCUGCCCAGAACGGAGGUGGCUCUAUCCUGGGAGGAAUUGGUUCCACUAUUGCUCAAGGCAUGGCUUUUGGUACUGGUAGUGCCAUGGCACAUAGGGCUGUUGAUGCUGUAAUGGGUCCCCGUACCAUUCAGCAUGAGACUGUUGUCUCCGAGGCUGCUGCCUCUGCCACCCCAAUGGCCAACGCCACUCCAUCUGACUCAUGCAGCAUCCAUUCCAAGGCCUUCCAAGACUGCAUCAACAACUAUGGAAGUGACAUCAGCAAGUGCCAAUUCUACCUGGAUAUGCUGAACGAGUGCCGCCGUGGUGGUGCAUCUGCUUAGGCUGGUGGCCUUUUGGAACUUUUAUUAAUUGGGCCUCGCGUUACUCUCAUGAUUAUACAUGAAUAACUUGGCAAAUUCAUGAACUUGGUGCCACUGCUUAUGGCUGUACUCUGAUAAUCGUUGGUACGCUUGGGUUUGUGGUAUGCUACUUCUGGGAGUAGGUACAUUCUACUAUCCUAAAAUGCUAGAACUGCCUACAUUGCUCUGGGUGUCAUAAAUAUUAUGGAAUUAAACCCGUUAUUUCUCGAAACGCUCCGUUGUUUCAUGUUUCGUGGAAUCACAGCAGUCUCCGUUU
Molecule: messenger RNA, 852 nt
Organism: Oryza sativa Japonica Group (Japanese rice)
Lineage: Eukaryota; Viridiplantae; Streptophyta; Magnoliopsida; Poales; Poaceae
Biological process (GO): mitochondrion organization
Cellular component (GO): nucleus; mitochondrion
Source: RefSeq, a predicted model, not a curated record